AUGUCAAGCGAGCCGACCAAAAUCUGCGAGUUGCCAGGUCGAACAGGUCGCGUCCGCGCGCGCGUCCGCUUUAUGUCGCCCAGCUGGACGAGCGUGUACGGCGCCCGAGCAGAGCUGGCGGUCUCACUCGCCAGCAGGCCCGAGCUACAGAUGUUCUGGGAGAAUCUGACUGCAGCUGAGCUGACGAUGGUGGACGACCAGCAGGACUGCAUCGACGAGCCCUCAUCAGACAUCCAGCACUUCCUCGUCCUGGGGACACCAGGCAUCGGCAAGACCGUGUUCCUGCUGGACUUGCUCCACCGCCUGGCCUGCAUGCGGCGCACCGUGGUGUUCCUUUCUUACCUUACCUACCCCAGCGUGCUGCUGUUUCAGCCCGCGGCCGCUGACGGUGACGGCGGCGGCAUGUUUGAGGCGGACAACCCCAUCGAGUUCAAGGAGGAACUCAAGGACCCCAACACGUGGCUGCUGUGCGACUCCAUUGAAUUCGCGAACGUGAAUGCCAUAACAGUUAUGGCCUCCUCGCCGUGCGUCGGCACCUACAAUCUCCAGGUGGUUGGUCUUGGCAAAUCUCUGCAAGGCACGGAUUCCGGAUUCAUCGAGCAGUACCAGGCAAAAGUUGAUGUCGAGAUGGCGGAGCGGCUGUACAAGGCGUGGGGCAGAAUUCCGCGCUACGUACUGGAGAAUGCCAAGAACCCGUCAAUGCAGCGGAAGCUGGACGACGCCCUGGGGUCCAGUGACCUACUCGCUGUGCUGCGCUCGGUGAAGCAGAUCGAGGCCGCCCCUGAGGCGAGCCACAAACUACUGCACGUUCAGGCGAACGGCAUGGUGGGUCUGCGGCAAUUCCUGACCUGGUCCGCGGGCGAGCCGACGGCAGCCAGCCUGCGGGGCCUGCUUUUCCAGGCUUACGCGUUUCAGGUGCUCGCACGCGGGGGCACGUUCCGGGUCAGGGACCUGACUGCUUCCGCAAUUGGUGGCGGCAUGCCGCAUGAGGCGGUGCUGCCGCAGCUGUCGCGCCUAGAUGUGCAAGACCUUUCAGCAGCAAAGGCUGGCUGCCUGGUCAUUCCGGCACGGAAGAACUUCCCGGCCAUCGACUGCAUGGUGGUGCUGGCAGCCCACGGAGGCGUCUUGACACCUUCCAAGCGGCUGCUGAUGAUCCAGCUUACCAUGGCGGCUUCGCAUUCGGUAAAGGAAAAUGCGCUGGCGGCGCAACUGAAGCUGCUGCCGCUGACAAUACGACGUCUGAAGGCGGUGCUGCUCUUCACCAUGCCGCCUGACGUGUUCGACCGCAUUGGCACUCAGAAGACAUCGGGCACGGGGCCUCUGAGCGACAUGCCGCAGUAUGCGCUGGAGGUGCCCAUCAGCGGCUUCAGUGAGAGCACUAACAUGAGCAACGCCAGCAGCGGCGUGAACACCAGCAGCACCAGCAGCAUGCAGGACAGCCGCCGCAGCGGCCACGUUUCACGUGAGCGCCGCAGCGGCGAUGUGAACAGCAGUGUGGUGCUCGUGCGCCCGCACCUCAGUAGCUGCCUGCCAACGAGGCUGGGGUGA
Volvox carteri f. nagariensis is the source of this 1548-nucleotide messenger RNA. RefSeq lists its product as uncharacterized. The transcript has 9 exons. NCBI's taxonomy places the organism in Eukaryota, Viridiplantae, Chlorophyta, Chlorophyceae, Chlamydomonadales, Volvocaceae. The coding region runs from base 1 to 1548 and encodes 515 amino acids. The record is from RefSeq and is a predicted model, not a curated record.